AUGAGACUUCGGCUCGCGUUUCUUCAGGGUGUUUCUGUGGAUCACUGGCAGAAGGGCCGUGUGCUUACCGUGCAAGCCCCUACCAUCGCGGAGGACACUACCAAGGUCAUUGCCGCUCAUAUGGUCAGCUUUCUGUGUCGCAGUGCUGGAAUGAUGUGGUUCAAGAGGAGGGCUUUCGUGAUGGUCAUGAUGCAAAGCACGGACUGGACAUUCAGCAUGAAGAACAGUGUCGUUCGAAGGGACUUCGAGAACGACGUGGCGGGCACGGAGGUCUUUCUUUGUGUCGUGACAGAUACUCGGGCGGAAUCCAUGUAUCAAGUGCGCAAGAUUGCGGCAAUUCUUGGAAGGCACGAUCUACUGCAUGGCUUCAUGAUAGCGCUUGUUGGCAAAGCCCCUUCGAACUUGGAUCAGGACCUACACUUCAAAGUCGCUCACGCGAACUCUGACUCUGACCUUCCCGCCGUCGAGGUAUGCGUUCUGUCGUAUGAACGCAAGGAGUUCGACCAGUUCGAGACGAGAGCACGUGAAGCAACCUGCGUGGAGGACUGGGAAAAGGAGACUUUGAACUUUAUGCGUAUGACUUACCUCAGCCCCUCCAUCGCCACCUGCCCACGGUAUCGAACAUUUCCGCUCGCGCUUGUGUUCCAUUGCUCGAUCCUACAACUCCACAUUCCCUCCUCACUCACUGCCGCAAAUCUGGGGAGAACUGCCGCAAAUUCACGACGAUAUUCGGGAGCCCAUGGAUACGAUCAGCGCCGAAGCAUCCUCCCAGCUCAUGGCUCUUCUGGACCAGGCGGCUCGCCCGCUGGGGAUGCGUAUUCUCGCCCGUCGUCGGGGAUGGGAGAAGCAAUUGUUGAUGAGUCGUUGUCUCAUUACAUCUGA
Messenger RNA from Fomitopsis serialis, 882 nucleotides. RefSeq lists its product as uncharacterized. The transcript has 4 exons. The coding region runs from base 1 to 882 and encodes 293 amino acids. The record is from RefSeq and is a predicted model, not a curated record. NCBI's taxonomy places the organism in Eukaryota, Fungi, Basidiomycota, Agaricomycetes, Polyporales, Fomitopsidaceae.